Molecule: messenger RNA, 1185 nt
Organism: Humulus lupulus (European hop)
Lineage: Eukaryota; Viridiplantae; Streptophyta; Magnoliopsida; Rosales; Cannabaceae
Exons: 2
Coding region: 1-1185 (394 amino acids)
Molecular function (GO): RNA-DNA hybrid ribonuclease activity; nucleic acid binding
Source: RefSeq, a predicted model, not a curated record
AUGCACACAAAUGGAGCCUCCAAUUCCCAAGGAGCUGGGAUCAGCGUUGUAUUGGAGGCACCCUCUGGAUUACAAGUUGAGGCGAUCAUACGGUUGGAGCAACAUGCCACAAAUAAUGAAGCCAAAUACGAAGCUCUGAUCUACGGUCUAGAAUUGACACGAAGCAUGGGCAUCAGACGACUGAGAAUCAGAGGGGAUUUGAAGCUAAUGAUAGAGCAGGUGGCCGGCAACUUUGACACCAAGGCACCCCAUCUGACCAACCUGUUGGAAAACGUAUCUGCAUUAAAGUCACAAUUCCAGCAAUUUGAGAUUGUACAAAUACCGAGGGAACUGAAUCAGAGGGUCGAUGCCCUCACAAAGCAAGCCUCUGUGGGAGAAUGUUCUCGACACUCAGCAAUUUCUACAAAUCGUACUCCAGAAGUUGUGACAAUUUUUUCCAUCUCGCCAGAACCAGAAUGUUGGAUGGAUCCAAUUAUCCGCUACCUGACCAAGUCUAAACUACCAUCCAAUGCGAAAGACGCAAAGCUUCUGCGCCUUAAAGCCCAACGCUACUCCAUUAUCCAUGGAACGUUGUACCGCAGAUCCUUUAACGGGCCAUAUCUUCGAUGCUUACGUCCCUCAAAAGCUAAAAAAUUAUUAGAGGAGAUCCACAAAGGAGCAUGUGGGAAACACACAGGGGGACGAAGCUUGGCACACAAAGCACUCACAGUAGGAUAUUACUGGCAAUACAUGAUGACAGAAGUGCGCGACUAUGCGAAGAAAUGUGACAGAUGCCAGCGAUUUGCACCUACCAUCCAUCAACCCGCUCAAAUCCUACAUUCCACUAUCGCCCCUUGGCCCUUUGCAAAGUGGGGGUUGGACGUGGUUGGAGAAUUUCCCAGAGUCACUGGAGGAAAACGGUACACCUUGUUAGCUACUAAAUACUUCACUAAAUGGGUCGUAGCAGAGGCCUACGUCACAGUCAGCAAAACAGACACCAUGAGCUUUAUAUGGAAACACAUCAUCUGUGACAGCAAGGGCCAAGCAGAGGCUUCUAACAAGGUCAUUUUUGCCAACAUCAGGAAAAACUUGGAAGAUAAAAAAGGUGCAUGGGGAGACGAGUUACCAAAGGUACUAUGGGCAUACAGAAUGACGAAACGAACCUCUACAGGCAAGUCUCCCUACGCCAUGGUGUAUGGAACAUAA